GAAGGUAACAGCUGAACACGAAUCUCGAGCUAACGGCUAGCAAAGGCAAUAGACUGGUGUUUAUCGAUUGAAGGGGGGGAAUUUAUACAUUUGACAUUCGAAAGGAUGAUUUGUCUAUCUAGCGAUCUCUCCAAAAGAUAGGCUAUCUGCUUUGUAACUUGUUAUGUUAGCAAGUUAGCUAGCCACUUGCUACUGCUAACUAGUGCGUUGACCUCGUUGGCUAGCCAGUUUGCUAACGUUGACUAAUUUACCCAACUAGUUAGAAUUGCAAGACUGGUUAGAUACACCUAGCUAUCCGUUAUGGUUAUCAAGCCCACCAGCUGACCAUCAAAAUAUGAAUCGUGUUAUUGUAGUUCGCCAGUCAUAACCAAUAUAAUUUAGUCACUUUCUCUUGCACGUUAGUGUCAAGUUAUAUUUAUGAAAUAUUUCGUUGUCAUUGAUGGUUGCAGAUUUAUUCCUACAAUAUAACGUUAGUAGGCCAAGUUUUGUCCUAGUUUGCUAGCUAACAGUAAUAUUCUAGUCUUCGCCUACCGACCAAUUACUACAUGUACGACAGCUAGAUUAUAGCUAGCAAACUAGACCAUUUGGUUAUUUUUUACCAUUUACGCCCGAGGUAUCCGAGCGCUAUUAAUGUAAUUCAUAGUUAUUAGCUAGGUGGCUAGCGAUGUUACUUGGAAAAGCAUCCAUUUUGAGAUUGAGACAUGAUGGACCAGAAAGCUGCCUAACUAAUUCGUUAAGGUCAAACUAUGCAUGGAUUUAGACCUCCUCUUCCUCUGUCCUCGAUGCCAACAAAACAGCCGUCGAAGAAGCAGACGAAAAGAGUGCACUCGGAACUCGUUGGUGACAUCAGAGCUUCCCAUUCUUCAGACAGAGCCGAGCCUUACUUUGUUCCGACAGGAUGAUGGCCAAAGAUGUUGGUCUGAUGGAAACCAAUGGAGAACUGAAGGUUUUUAUUGACCAGAAUCUGAGUCCUAGUAAAGGUGUCUUGUCUCUGGUUGCUGUCCAUCCUGUAUCCAUCCCUGUGGCCAAACAACUACUGCCCAAAACACUGGGGCUCUCCAAUGUCAACAUUGCUCCACACAUGGUUAUUGGCACGCCCCAGAGGCCCAGUGUUUCCAGUGCCAUACUGGUGAACAGCCCUCACACACCCAGCUCCCAGUUCCUCACACAGAGCCAGCCGGCCGACGCGUCGCCUUGGUCAUCGGGGAAGCGUGGUAAGAAGGGGGAGAAGAAUGGCAAGGGCUUGAGGCAUUUCUCCAUGAAGGUGUGUGAGAAGGUGCAAAAGAAGGGUGUCACCUCGUACAACGAGGUGGCAGACGAGCUGGUGGCAGAGUUCAGCGCUGCAGACAACCACAUCUCCCCCAAUGACUCUCAUGUGUAUGACCAGAAGAACAUCCGUAGGCGUGUGUACGACGCGCUCAAUGUGCUCAUGGCCAUGAACAUAAUCUCUAAAGAGAAGAAAGAGAUCAAGUGGAUCGGUCUGCCCACAAACUCGGCCCAGGAAUGCCAGAACCUAGAGGUGGAGAGACAAAGACGACUGGAGAGAAUCAAGCAGAAGCAGUCACAACUCCAAGAGCUUAUAUUACAGCAAAUAGCCUUUAAGAACCUGGUGCAGCGGAACCGACAGACAGAACAGCAGACAAACAGACCUCCACCCCCCAACUCUCUCAUCCACCUCCCCUUCAUCAUUGUCAACACUAGCAAGAAGACUGUCAUCGACUGCAGCAUCUCCAACGACAAGUUUGAGUACCUGUUCAACUUUGACAGCAUGUUUGAGAUCCAUGACGACAUUGAGGUGCUGAAGCGUAUGGGCAUGGCCUGUGGCCUGGAGGUGGGCAAGUGUUCCCCGGAGGACCUGAAGGUGGCACGCAGCCUGGUGCCCAAAGCCCUGGAGCCCUACGUCACAGAGAUGGCCCAGGGCCCGAUCAGUAACGUCUACAUCACUGGAGGAUCCUCCACCAACGGGGGGCGCCAUCACGGCCAGGGCAGUGACAGUGGUGCAGAUGGUCCCCUGGCCUCCAGCUCUAAUGACUCUCACUACAGUGGCUCCCGUGUUGAGACUCCUGUGUCGUACAUGGGGGAUGAUGACGAGGAGGAUGACUAUGAUGAGAAUGACGAUGACGAUUAA
Salvelinus namaycush (lake trout) is the source of this 2128-nucleotide messenger RNA. RefSeq names its product transcription factor Dp-1-like. Gene Ontology annotation, molecular function: DNA-binding transcription factor activity, RNA polymerase II-specific; RNA polymerase II transcription regulatory region sequence-specific DNA binding. Gene Ontology annotation, cellular component: nucleus; transcription regulator complex. NCBI's taxonomy places the organism in Eukaryota, Metazoa, Chordata, Actinopteri, Salmoniformes, Salmonidae. The record is from RefSeq and is a predicted model, not a curated record. The transcript is spliced from 13 exons. Gene Ontology annotation, biological process: regulation of cell cycle; regulation of transcription by RNA polymerase II. The coding region runs from base 899 to 2128 and encodes 409 amino acids.